AUGGACUCGCCAUGGGAAGAAGACCCAGAUCAUGGCGCAUUUCGAGACGCAGAGUGGUCAAAAAUAUCGUCUGAUUUCACAAAUGCAGGAUACCGAGAGGGCAUAACAGCAGGCAAAGAAUCCGCGUUACAAGAAGGUUUCGACGCUGGAUUUGCGGAUACCGGUGCUCCCAUUGGGCGGGAAAUUGGCAGAUUGCGAGGGAUAUCAGCAGCCAUUCUCGCAAUGGUCAAUUCUAGCGGAUCUGGGCAGGAUGAGUCGUCAGCUGCUGAAGCGCGAAAUAUCGCGGGCCAACUGGCCAAUCUUCGUUUUUCCGAUGUUGCACCACGCGAUUUAGAGGCUGAAGAACAUGCACGUCAGCACAUGGAAGCGAACGAUGAUCACGGAAUGGAGGUUGGAGAAGAGAUGGCCGAAAAGAGAGAGAUGGAAGGCAUCGAAGAUCUACUUGCCAAACUGACUGCUGGUAAAAACACAAAGGAUCCGGGGCGUCCGACUGUCGAAGACCUCAAAAGAUUGAGUGAAAGACUGCAGGCUUUGAACAGUCGUCACGAACGUCUCUUGACUGUCUUGACAUCGUUCGCCAUGUCCAAACUCCAAAAGGAUGCCGCUGCCUUCAAGUCCGCCUUACACCGACAGGAUUACAGUUCAUGGCACUCCAAACCUCGACCACUAGACUCUCAUCCAACAAGCUCGGCAGCAUCACCAGCGGCUUCAGCUUCAGCCUCAAUUGAGCCAGCUUCACCGUCUGAGGGUAAGAAGAAGAGACCAAAAUCGAAUAUUGUGUACUCUCAGCCAGCGGAUACGGGGACUGGCACGAAUGUGAACACGCAGCUGGUGUAUCUCGUGGAUUACCUCAGGGGAACACCAAAUCCACUACGGGUGGAAGAUCUUGCAAUUUAUACCCAAACGCCCGUGGAUGUCGACAUGGUGUUGCGCGAGAAGUUGAAGUCUCAUGAUAGAGUACAAGUAGACCCUAAGACUGGUCUUUUCUCCUACAAGCACGAAUACAAUUUCCGGAACAAAGCAGCGCUUCUUGUCGAGAUACAAAGACAAACUCGGAAAGGCAGCGGUAUAUCUGUUCGAGCGCUCAAAGAGUCAUGGAAGGAGGCACCAGCGGCGGUCGAGGAGUUGGAGAAAGAGGGAGAAGUGCUGGUCACACGGACAGUCAAAGAUGGGCAGCUGCGAAUGGUGUUCUGGAAUGAGAUAAAGCCGACAGAGGAAGCGGGUGGUAUGCAAGUUGAAAAAGAGUUCCUCGAUCUGUGGCACGAGUUGAAGGUGCCAACCGGAGCAGAUUUGUCAAAACAGUUGGCACACGAGGGUCUGCAGGUUACCGCUGCAGAAGCUAUUGCCCCCAAAGCUCCGAACACGAAGAAGAAGGGCAAACGUGGUGGUGCGCCACGCCAACGUCAAGCACGGAUCACAAAUACACAUUUGAAGGGGAUCGACCUGUCCAAAGACUAUGUCGCCCCUGGAAAAUGA
Laccaria bicolor S238N-H82 is the source of this 1476-nucleotide messenger RNA. RefSeq lists its product as uncharacterized. The transcript has 8 exons. The coding region runs from base 1 to 1476 and encodes 491 amino acids. Lineage: Eukaryota; Fungi; Basidiomycota; Agaricomycetes; Agaricales; Hydnangiaceae. The record is from RefSeq and is a predicted model, not a curated record. Gene Ontology annotation, biological process: transcription initiation at RNA polymerase II promoter. Gene Ontology annotation, cellular component: transcription factor TFIIE complex.